AUGGCUGUGAAAUGGGGAAAUGGUGGGGGCCACAGUGCUGGCCAGAAUGCAAAACCAAAGCCCAAUGUCACCCCACCACCCUAUGCACCUCACAUUGUGAAUGGUCCUAGCCCAGCUUAUAUGCCUCUGAAUCCUGUCCCUCAGUCUUCAACAGCAGUAGCAACUCCUGUCUUCCAUCAGCACCUCACAGACUCCCAUUGCUUUGGUUUCAGUGGGCCAGCUCAACAGUCAGGUCACAUCAUGCCUCCUGGGAUGGAACCUGACCUUCAAGUGCUCAAUAAUCCUUAUAUCACUGCAAUUCAGGGAGACCAAGUUCCCAGUAAUACAUCUUGCCUGCCAACACCCCAUCCCAACUACCAGUCUCAGUUUAUUCCCCACCAGCCACCUGCUACCAUCCCUGACUCUUGUAUCAAUCCCUCCCUUGAUAGCUCACUCUCAUUGAGACAAACUUUGGCAACUGCUGAUAUUUGCCACAAGAGUUCAGAGAAGCUGUCAUCAGAGGGUUCCUCAAAAGAGGAGUUGGAGUCCUUGAGUAAUAACCCAUCAGAUGCAGAGGCUAGUGAGGUCUCUGGCAAUGAGUCUGACAAAGAUGAAGACAAUGCAUUUGGAUGGGGUGCAAUGAAUCUUAGGCAAUCAACUCAUCCUGGCAUGCAUCAGAGGUUAUUAUGGUAUUGGCUCAAUGUUCUUUGUUAG
Pisolithus orientalis is the source of this 693-nucleotide messenger RNA. RefSeq lists its product as uncharacterized. Lineage: Eukaryota; Fungi; Basidiomycota; Agaricomycetes; Boletales; Pisolithaceae. The record is from RefSeq and is a predicted model, not a curated record. The transcript has 4 exons. The coding region runs from base 1 to 693 and encodes 230 amino acids.